AUGGCAGCACAAACCAUUACGCACGUAUGGGCCUUGGAGUUCUGGUCCCUGGCCGCUUCCUUGGCCCAGUUCGCAAUCAUGUUCGCGCUGAUGAUGUUCUUUGAUGGCAAGCAGACAUUCGACGGCUUAUUUGUGGCUAUGAACACAAUUACAUCUAUUCUAUCUACGGGAUCCAGAGCAUCCCUUCUGACUACAGUCUCAAGUUGUAUUAGUCAAAGAAGCUGGGCAGCUUUUUCAGCCAAGCCUCGUCGGCUUUACGACUUCGAAAUGAUUUCUGAAUCCAGUCGUGGUCCUUUGGGGGGUGUUCAGCUUUUAGUAGACAGCAGGUUCAAAGGAGGUGCCCUUGUUCGAUUCGGCGCAAUUAUUACUCUGCUCUCCAUUGCCACGGGCCCCUUCGCCCAGCAACUCGUGCGAGUGCGUCAAAUCGACUUUCUUGAAGAGGGCGGAAGUAUCACCCAGGGACUUUCUUACUCCAAGGGGAUAGUUAAGCCUCAUUUUGGGGCCCACUAUGGCCAGAAAGACUCUAUGAUAAUAAUGAAUGUCCGAGUCGUCAUGUGCAAACCCGAUUUCAGUAUGAAGGCCUCACUCAUGUUCGCGCUCUCCGCCGAGAAAAGCGACGUUAUUCGGCAAGCAACUUUUGAAUGCCCCGGAACUAGUUGUUUAUUUCAGAAUUUCCGAUCCCUAGCGAUUUGCAGCAGAUGUUAUGAUAUUAGCUCAAUGCUAGUAGUGAACCAGUAUAUGACGAAUUUCACUGAUAACAAUAUUCUGUUACCAAAUAUAGUCUUCCAAAUGGACUUUAUCUGGAAAUCGAAGAUGUAUCUUCAAAUGACCCUUAUUCUAGAACCGGAUCGUCUUGUCUUAUCCCUCUACGGCACUUCCAAUCCAGAUAAAUCGAUCAAAGCUAGAGAAAUCGACACCCUAAUCUGGUCACAGAGUGUUAUCAAAGUGGACAACUCGACUAAUAUUUGGCAGUGGCCUAAUAUGUCAGUCUAUGCCAUGGAGUGUGCUCUUUUUUACUGUAUCAAAGACUAUUCAUUCCGAGUAGUUAAUAGUUCCAUGGAGCUGGAGCUGGAAAGUGAGCGGAAGGAAUAUCGAAGGCAUCCUGACUCAUGGAAGCUUCUUUUAGGAAACUCGGAAAGUGAGAUUAUAGCCAACGCCUCGAUCAAUCUUGCUCUCCACCCGAAUCAGUCGGCCUUCGAAAGAUCAGACCUUCAACUAUCCAGCGAUCUCAACAAAUCAGAAGGCUUUAAUAUCUCUCAGUCUGGGGUCAAAACGAUUAGUUCACUUGUCCAAACGUUAUUCUCGUCUUGCUUUAAUAAGAAAGGCUGCCCUGCGGCGGUAGAUGAUUGGCGACCCCCAACUGGAUAUUACAGCCACUCGCGGAUGCGGAAUGUGAUGGACUAUAAUCCCGACAUAGCACCGUUUACGUGGUUUUCGGAAAACCUUACGGCUAGAUUCGACGGUAUUGCGGCUAGCAUGAGCAAUUCCUUGCGAUCUGGAGACGAUUUGAACAGUCGUUUCGUUGGCAAAGUUGCCAAUCCUAUCACCGUUUACAAGAUAAAUUGGCCUUGGAUAUCAUACCAGCUCUUCCUCCAGGUCGCAGCCAUGAUUUUCUUCGCCAUUACCGUUGGUGUUAACCGGCAGCCUGGUGGCUCUCACAUCCCAGUAUGGAAAUCCAGUCAGCUGGCCGUCAUGUCGCAAGGGCCGUUAGUAUCGGACGUGUUGAAGGGUGCGAAAACACUCGAGGAACUGGAAACGGCGGCUAAGAAAACGUCGAUUAUGCUGUUCGCCAAAGAUGAAGAUCAGCCUUUGAUGCCACUUGGCGCGGGAGAAGCCGCGGAUGGCACAAGCCUUAGAAGAAACUCGGCCUCUGAUUGA
This is a messenger RNA of Clonostachys rhizophaga, 1878 nucleotides long. NCBI's taxonomy places the organism in Eukaryota, Fungi, Ascomycota, Sordariomycetes, Hypocreales, Bionectriaceae. The record is from the annotation of a GenBank genome assembly.